AUGAAAUUCAAAGCAUUCCUCACCGAAACCGGCUUCACCAACCAAAUCCUCUUCGACGAUUACCGAAUCUCGAGCCAGAACGACGACCGAAUCGCCUUCCUAAUCGAUCUUUCGCUUCUUCUCCGCGCGCUUCGUAGCUCCGUUGCUAUUUGUUCUGAAUAUUCUGCUGCUCUUCCGAAUCGUCUUCAGAUUAAGCUUGUUAAGAAAGUUUCUCCGAAUACUAACAUUGCCGCGCCGUUUCUUACAUUUGAAACGCGCGGCUUUAAAUCUGCUGUUGUUCAGGAUAUUCCGAUUUCCAAACCGUUGUCUAGGGCUCAGGUUGUUGAGCUUCAGAAUGCUCUUGACAUGGCUCAGGAUAUUCCUCAAACCCUUAUUCAGGUCAUAAUUUAA
This is a messenger RNA of Vicia faba (fava bean), 390 nucleotides long. The record is from the annotation of a GenBank genome assembly. NCBI's taxonomy places the organism in Eukaryota, Viridiplantae, Streptophyta, Magnoliopsida, Fabales, Fabaceae.